Strongylus vulgaris is the source of this 464-nucleotide messenger RNA. NCBI's taxonomy places the organism in Eukaryota, Metazoa, Nematoda, Chromadorea, Rhabditida, Strongylidae. The record is from the annotation of a GenBank genome assembly.
CCAAGUCAUGCCAAUUACAGAAAUGAUAAUAGUACUUCCGAAAGAAGCUCGAACCCUCUCGAACUACCGCCGAAGAGAAGAAAGGCACAUUCGCAGUGUUUAAAGUUUGCUUUAUCAGUAUAAAUAUAAAUAUCUUUGAGGUUGACGACUCUACGAUAUCCGAGGAGUAUUACUCAUCCAAAAGUCCUCCAUGCAAUAAACUGACAGUUUUGGAGUCAAAGUUGAAGGAACACCAGACCGAAUUGGAUAAUUUGGAUAGCAAAAUCACAGAACACAUGUCAACGCUGAAUGCUUCGUUACUGCGGAGAACUGAGCUUAGAAAACAAUUAGCUGAGCUGGACGCGGACAUUGAUGCCGAAAGGGUAGGUUGUCGGCUUUUGAUGCAGAGACGGAAUACGAUAAGACGUGCAGUGGAGCGUUGUGAAGAGCGUAAACUGGAUCUUCUCCUGGAGAACGAGUGGUAA